Molecule: messenger RNA, 1363 nt
Organism: Danio aesculapii
Lineage: Eukaryota; Metazoa; Chordata; Actinopteri; Cypriniformes; Danionidae
Exons: 9
Coding region: 10-1317 (435 amino acids)
Source: RefSeq, a predicted model, not a curated record
AACAACACCAUGUGUAUCAUCUCAAUUUUUAUAUUAAUGCUUUUAAGUGGAUUUUGUUACAGCUCUCGAGAAGAAUUUACAUCAGUUCAAAGUGUUCAGGACCAAAAUGAAGUCUCUCCUGGCUCUGAUGUGUGUUUGCGCUGUGACGUCUCUCUUCUGUCUGAAUCCUCAACGCUGCAUUGGGAAACAGAUAAUGAACCAACAUCCAACACCACUCUGAUAUACAACAACUCUGCCUACAUCAUCUUACACACAGUAGAUGAACACAAUACAGGCCAAUAUUACUGCAGACUGACUGAAGAUGGAAAAGUACAAACUGUUAGAAAUCACACUCUUAAUGUCAAAACACAUUCAUACAAUAGAAACAUUAAGACAAAUAAGACAAUUUACAGAGAAAGCUCCAGCAAAAAUGAAGUAUCACUGAUCUGCAAGUCAAGCAGGAAAUAUAACAGCUGGAGGUGGACAUGGGAGAAGAGGCCUAAUUCACAGAUUGAUCUAAUAACUGUUGAAAAAGAAGAAGUUCAAGUCAAAGGACCAAUUAAACCAGGAAGAUUUUCUUCAACCACAUACAACAGUCAAGCUUUCACCUUUCACAUCUCACCUGUCCUCUUCAACUAUAGUGGCACAUACAGGUGUAUUACAGAAACUACCAUCUACACAACCACAAUACUACACACCAUCAGAGUGUCAAUUGGUGUGUUGGGGAAUCAGUCUGUGCUACUCACCUGUGAGCUUUCUGAAGUGACUGAAUCAGUGACGCUGGUUUGGCUCAGGAUGGAGAGAAACAGAGGAUUGCUGGAACAACAGAACAUGAUGACUGACAAAAACAAUAAAUUACAACUCACAGUGAAUCUGUCCAGCUAUCAAACACAGCCUCUGCACUGGCAGUGUGCAGUCUUUACUGAGAAUCAACUCAGAGCUCUGGCGCCUGUAAUAAUCAGCUUUACCCCAGGAACUACUAAUACUCCAACAAUAUCAACAAAAGUCUCAACUGUAUCAAACCAAAGAUCAACAGACACCUUAACUGCACCAAACCAAGACACAGAGGACAGUGGUCUGAAGAUGGUAAUCAUUGUAUCAUGUGCUGUUACUGUCAGUGUGCUGAUUCUGCUGGCUCUUCUAGUCUUUAAAUGUCUGCGAAACACAGUUGAUGCAGGUCCAGUCAUUGGAUUAAAAUCACAAGAUGAUGACGACAACAUCCAUUAUGCUUCAGUAACACUAGCAGCAUCUAAUCAGGGAGCUGACGCAUGUCACGCAAGUUCAGAGGUGUUGGACAAAAAUGGGGUGGUCAUCUACUCAGCUAUUAAAGUACAGUGAGCUUUUAAUUUUUCUUUUUUUUUUUACAGAACUUUACAUUGUUUUU